GCGCUAGUCGCGUUGUCGCCGAGACCAAAGCCGCGCUCCCCCGAGACACCAAACAAGCGCCAGAGUGCAGCAAGGAACUCGACGACGGAGAACCGCCGCCGCCGUAUACAGAAGGAGGCUCUCCUCUCGACGGCUUUACAUACGUCAUGGCUGUAGCCGGCGGAGCGGCGAGUGUCAUCACCCAGGUCCAGCAAGGGCCCGCUGGGAUUGCACCCAUCAGCACCAGUGGUAUUGGAGGAUCGGACGAGAGCAUUACGCUUGAGCUACGCGGAACGCGCUUCACGCUGUCGCGGGAUGAACUGCUCACCCUUCCCGAAUUCGUCUUACUCUCUCUAUUCCCGAAUGGCCUGCUUCCCGAUGGCCACAUGAACAGCUAUCACAACACUGGCGACGUGUACCCCGUCGACUACGACCCCGCAUCCCUCCAGUACAUGCUCGAAUUCUUCCGCCAAGUCGCUCAAUCCUUGCCCACCUCGGCAGCCACACCUCAGGAUGCUUCCACUGUGCCCAUUGAGCCCGGGCCCGCGCCGUUGGCAGGCUCCGCGCGAGACAUGCUCCAGGAUCGGGCUGGCAUCAUUGUGCUGCGCGAGGACCUGGACUUCUACGCCAUUCCCCCGCGACGCGACAUCGAUGCUACCGAGAUGAUUGAGGUGAAACGAGCGGCUGGCAGAGAACUCCUGAAGCAGGAUGGCAUCUUCAGUGGCCUGAGGAAAAGUGAGGAGGAGGGCACGACGGAGCGACACCUCAUCGAAAUGCUGACGGCUGGUGGUUUCGAUCAUGCCGACAUCUGGGGCCAUCGCGCGGCCGAGCCUAAUAAGGCGGUGAUAUGCUCCAUCGCCCUUGCGCGACUGAGGACUGAUAUUCGCGGCUCCGAUGCUGGGGGUGCGGCCAGUGGGAACGCGGUGGGCAUGGCGCAAAAGUUGCUGUUGUUCUGGAGGAAGCCGGCGCGAAGAUGCUGGUGGGAAGGGGUGGAGCUGGAGAAUGUCGAGGGAGUGCAAGGAAAACUGAAGGUGUGGAUUCGAAGGGUCUGGACUCUUGAGAUGAGCGUUAUUGGGUUACGGUGAUAGGUUUUCCGACCCUCUCGGAGAAUGGGUGGAUGGCGAUGCGCAGUUCUUGAUCGAGUGGCCCACA
Molecule: messenger RNA, 1131 nt
Organism: Neohortaea acidophila
Lineage: Eukaryota; Fungi; Ascomycota; Dothideomycetes; Mycosphaerellales; Teratosphaeriaceae
Exons: 6
Coding region: 147-1064 (305 amino acids)
Cellular component (GO): nucleus
Molecular function (GO): RNA binding
Source: RefSeq, a predicted model, not a curated record